Messenger RNA from Saccoglossus kowalevskii, 1290 nucleotides. RefSeq names its product BBSome complex member BBS4-like. Gene Ontology annotation, biological process: protein localization to cilium; cilium assembly. Gene Ontology annotation, molecular function: protein binding. Gene Ontology annotation, cellular component: ciliary basal body. The record is from RefSeq and is a predicted model, not a curated record. NCBI's taxonomy places the organism in Eukaryota, Metazoa, Hemichordata, Enteropneusta, Harrimaniidae.
AUGAAUUAUCGUUUUUUUCCAUUGCAGAGUAAAGAAGAGAAGAAAGCAGAUGAAGCCCUACUAUCGUUACCCACCAAAAUACCAGAACCAACACUCAAACCCAAAACUAAAAAAGCUCCAGAAUUACCUAUAUUUGAAAGAAGAAACUGGUUGAUUCACCUCCACUAUGUUAGAAAAGAAUUCAACACAUGUAAGUCUUUGAUAAAGGAGCAGUUGGAAGAAACACAAGGAAUGUGUGAAUAUGCAGUGUAUGUACAGGGUCUGAUAAAGAGAAUGGAAGGCAGAAUACAAGAAUCGUUAGAGUUGUUCCAGACAUGUAGUUUAUUGAAUUCACAGAGUACUGAUAAUCUUAAACAAGUAGCAAGGUCGCUGUUUUUACUUGGUAGACACAAAGCUGCAAUAGAUGUGUACAACGAAGCUGCCAAAUUGAGUCAGCGAGACUGGGAAGUGUCACAUAAUAUGGGAAUAUGUUACAUGUAUCUAAAAAUGUAUGACAAGGCCAAGGAAUCAUUGAAACAUGCAAUCCAAUGUAAUCGCCAUGACUUGUCAUUUAUCAUGCUGGGCAAGAUAUUCUUAAUGGAAGGAGAUUUAGAGAUGGCAAUUGAUGUAUAUAAGAGAGCUGUCGAAUUCAACCCCGAAAAUCCAGAGUUGUUAUCAACGCUUGGAUUACUAUAUUUACAGAUUGGACAAACUCAGAAAGCUUUUGAACACCUUGGAAAUGCCUUAACCUAUGAUCCUUCCAAUGUAAAGGCUAUAUUAGCAGCCGGAUGCAUGAUGCAGCAACACGGUGACUUUGAAGUUGCUUUAACCAAAUACAGGAUUGCUGCGGCUGCUGUGCCGGAAAGUCCUCCACUCUGGAAUAAUAUUGGCAUGUGUUUUUUUGGAAAGAAGAAAUAUGUGGCAGCUAUCAGUUGUUUGAAACGUGCCAAUUAUCUAGCUCCGUUUGACUGGAAAAUACUGUACAAUCUCGGUUUAGUUCAUCUAACAAUGCAGCAGUAUGCGUCGGCGUUUCAUUUUCUGAGUGCUGCUAUCAAUCUUAAACCAAAGAUGGGACAGUUAUUCAUGCUACUUGCAGUUGCUUUGACUCACCUAGAGGAUCCUGACAAUGCUAGACAAGCGUAUGAACAGGCAGUCUCCUUGGAACAAAGUGACCCAUCCGUCCAUCUCAAUUUUGCAAUAUAUCUGUACAAUAUUGGGGAUCGGAAAGCAGCCUCACAUCACUUCUCUCAAUUUGAACAGAAACUACAAGCCCAGAGAAAAGACAACGUCAAUGUGGAAAUUGAUACAGAG